This is a messenger RNA of Suillus plorans, 1371 nucleotides long. RefSeq lists its product as uncharacterized. Bases 154 to 1194 code for a protein of 346 amino acids. Gene Ontology annotation, molecular function: tRNA binding. The transcript has 5 exons. The record is from RefSeq and is a predicted model, not a curated record. NCBI's taxonomy places the organism in Eukaryota, Fungi, Basidiomycota, Agaricomycetes, Boletales, Suillaceae. Gene Ontology annotation, biological process: tRNA wobble uridine modification. Gene Ontology annotation, cellular component: cytosol; nucleus; elongator holoenzyme complex.
GGCACAGUGGGAAAAACAAGAUGUUGUUUCGUAAAGUUAAUUAUUUACAAAUGUCGUAGUAGUUAGAAGGAACGGCUAUAUCGAGGACUUCAGUGGUUCCAGCGACUUGAGCCAUAUCAUGUUGAAGCAACUUGGACUCACCACAAAGAGAAGAUGUCUUUAUUCUCUUCCAUCAUCAACAACCCAAUAGGAUUAAAACCACAUCAACCACUGAUUAUCCUUCAGUCGUCUUCCGCACAGACAUGUUAUCCCAUCUUGAGGAAUCUGAUCUCAAAUUUCAGACCGACUACCCAGACUCUACUGUUUUGCUUCCUGCAUCCACCAUCGAGCUUGAUAAAUGUCGAUGAGGCUCCAAACAUCAUUGCGUUCGACUUCACUGAGCGAAUUCCCGGCUAUGACGAUCCGUGGUGUGGUCCUCAGGACGAGGUACUGGCUCGCAUCAAUUCUGUACCUCCGGGAUCACUGAAUGUGAUCAUUGACUCUGUGGAUACAUUGACAUCUGACCUCGGAACCACAUCAAAAACUUACAAGUUUAUUCGGACACUCCUCGGGCUAAUUACAACGCGUUCUGAACCUUCGAUCCUCACGUUACACGUCCAGCCCAGCCCUCUUCUCGAACUACUGACUCAAACUUCCCUAUCACCAACACUUAUUCAUCUGACUGCGCACCCCCCAGCCAUCAUUACGCACAUCGCCUCUGCAUAUCUUACACAUCCUCCACCAGUUGGUCCGGCAGAUAAAUUCUGGAGUAUCUUCAUCCCCUUCUCUGAGCGUAUACAUGAAAGUGAGCGCCUGGUCUACGGCCCCGAAGGUAAUGGGACGAGUGCCGGUGCAUGGGUAGGCAAGGGCACAAGGGAAUUUGUCGUGGAGGUCCUUGUAAGGGGUGGAGGUAAGCGCGGUGUAGAGAGGACUGUCGAGGGCUGGAAAGGAGAUGUACCGUGCGACCUGCAAGCUCUUGGCAGCCUUAAAAGCAUUUGGACUAGGAGAAAAACGGAGGAGGCACGACCUGAUCCAACACAGAACAUAUCGUUUAAUCUAAAUCUCACGCCAUCACAGGAGAGAUCGCGAGCCCAAGUCCCUCUACCUUAUGCACAUGAAGGCAACCCUGUUACAACAACUGGGGCGAUUCUGUAUGACCCUGAUUCUGCCGAUGAUAUCGAUGACGAUGAUCCGGAUGAGGACUUGGAUAUAUAGCCUAUCUCUAUACGCGUACACAACACCCGUGACAAUGCAAAAACUGUCGUCAUGGUGCUUCCAUGACGUCGAGAAAAAACGGAGUAGAUGUGAGACAACCGUUGGUCCUAUUCGCAAUCCAAGAUCCAGUCUCCUUUUUUAUUUUCUCUCCUGUAUACACCUGCGAUAUACUAUGUC